UGGACGUUAACCCGGUAGCAUGCCGCUCAAGAUACAUAGUGGGUGGUGCUAGUUCCCUACCAAGUGUGUGUGUGUGUGUGCGUGUGUGGGGGGAAGUUUUGUUUUUUGCUACAAGUUCUCAUCAAUGUGACAGAAACUUGUACAAAAAAGGAUUAAAGUUGAUCAAACAAAGAGGUGUCAAAGAAAGCGAAGCGUAGGCAAGAAUAUUUUGAACGACGAAUACUGUAACGCAUUCCCUCCCGCCUAUUACGAUACUGCCCAGAAACCAGUAGCUAAAACAUUGAAAAUAGAAAGUUUGAAAGUUUCUUUAAAGUUCUAUCCGCGACCUAUCGUUGUCCGAUCUAGGGUGUGCUGAAGAGUACUUCAACCUCACCGGAACCUGCUUCCCUGCCGACGAUUGCCCAACUGCCACCACGCGCGAAGUGUCUCAUUAAGAGGGUAAAACGAAACAAAAUCGAGCUCCGUUGGAAGUGGACGUCCCCAGUGCACGUCUGGUUCGAUUCUGAUCGAUCACUUGACGCACGACUAGCUACCGUACUGUUGCGAGUUACAACACCCGAGCGACAAAAUGGCAAUGCCAAGUUUCGAUCCGGCCACUUCACCGUACCCCGUCUGCCUACUGCCUGUGUCCAUCCGUUUUGGUCCCAGGAAGGCGUAAUACUUCAGUCCCGUCCCCGCAGAAAGGAGUCCAGAGCUGACUUACCGGCCGGCCGAUCGUACGAGCCAGCCCAGCCUUCGGUGGGCAGUAAUUGAAAAUUCAAAACCACCCCUUCACGUACAAUCAGGCAACCGGACAAGGCCUAAAACCCCACACAUCCACUCAAGAGCGCCAGUUGCAGUUGGAGUGACAGUACACCCAGCAAAGCGGUGGCCCCUCCCGGUGGUCCCCGAAAACUGAGCCGGAGGCAUGACGAAUUUAAACAAGCUCAAGGUGGUCGUCAUUGGCAGUGCCAAAGUUGGCAAAUCAGCCGUCACGGUGCGUUAUCUCACGAAGCGUUACAUCGGGGAGUACAGCUCGGCGAGAGACUUCCUCUAUCGGCACAGCGUCACCUAUGACAACAUUACGACCGAGGUGGAAAUUAUGGACACGUCCCGGUGUGAUAAACGCGGUUGCUUGUACGAGCAUCUACGCUGGGGUGAUGCUUUCGUGGUCGUCUACUCUAUCUGUGAUAAGGCGAGCUUCGAGGAGGCAGCCGACUACCUGCAGCAGUUGACCAAGCUGAAGCUGCCCUCGUACUAUACGCUGCUCCUGCUGGGCAACAAAAGUGAUCUCGAUCAUGCGCGGGAAAUUUCGGUUAACGACGGACAGGAGCUAUCGUUCAGAUAUUCCUGCCAGUUCUACGAGGUGUCUGCGGCGGAAAAUUUUGCCGGCGUCUCACUCGCAUUCCACUCGCUGAUACGCGAGGCACGUUCCACCCAGCUAUUCCGGGCACUGCCCAUGCGAAGAAAGUUAGGCGUUAACAGUGUGUCGAAGGCGCUCGGCAAUAUCUUUGGCAAGAAUAGCAAGGGCGAACGGAAGAAACGUCCUUCGCUCAGCAUAUGACAGCCACCGGUUCUGCCAGCCGUUAACGACAAAGCGAACGGAUCGAGCUAUCGAAAUGUGGGCCCUAACCGUUGAGCGCAGUGGUUAAGUCCUUAACUACUCGCCGUUGUACAUAUGUAUUAGAAGUACGUUCCGGAGAAUUCGAUAGCGAGUAAGGAUCUUCUAGUAGUGUAACUUUCUCCUUAGCAUAGCGUAACUAACAUCUGUGACACGAAUACAGCCAUUCCGGAGACUAAACACUCCCUCAUUAGUAGCAAAUAAGCGGAAUCUUGAGUACAUAGCAAUGCUACGUUGAAUAUACAUUCAAGUCUAGCACCUUGUCGCCAUUUCGGUGAGAUUUUAUCGAUUUGCAUUACGUUCCUAUAGAUCAGCUCGGUUAGAGAAUGUUUGCCGAGCAUUUAAGCAUCAUGGAGAAAACUAACAAAUCGUUAAAUAGCUAUAACGAAGACAGUUUAACUCUUGUAAGAUAUAGGAAAGCAGAAAUUUGGAGCAGUUUGGAAAAUGAAGCUUCUAGGUUUAAGGACAGAAAGCUGUAG
Molecule: messenger RNA, 2079 nt
Organism: Anopheles moucheti
Lineage: Eukaryota; Metazoa; Arthropoda; Insecta; Diptera; Culicidae
Product: ras-related and estrogen-regulated growth inhibitor-like
Exons: 6
Coding region: 908-1543 (211 amino acids)
Molecular function (GO): GTPase activity; GTP binding
Source: RefSeq, a predicted model, not a curated record